GACAGUCUAUCUGCAAUCACCUUUGACUCUGACUUUGAGACGAAAACAAAAAGGAAAAGUUUCCACAAACCUCCACCCACAUCACCAAAAUCACCCUAUCACUCUAAGCCAAGAAAAGUGUCAUCCUGGAGGUCCCUCAGGACCACAGCAAGCAUGCCUCUGGGUGGUCGAAUGUCCUUAACCCCACAGAAGCUGUGGCUGGGAACUCCGAAACAAGGAAGUCUGACCCAACCCCUGAAAUCAAACCUCACCUUGGAGCAUGCAUGGACCAACCCUCCCAGCAGCACUCCUGACUAUCUGACAGAAGCUUUAAGAAUGAAGAGGUCAAACCUCAGGCGUUCUGCCAGCAAUGGUCACGUCCCUGGGAUUCCUGUCUACAAAGAGAAAGAAGAUAUGUAUGACGAGAUUAUUGAGCUAAAGAAGUCAUUACACAUGCAGAAAAACAAUGUGGAUCUGAUGAGGACAAAGCUUCGGCGCUUAGAAGAGGAAAAUAGCAGGAAGGAUCGGCAGAUAGAGCAGCUCUUGGAUCCCAGUCGAGGCUCGGAUUUUGUUCGCACUCUGGCAGAAAAAAGGCCUGAUACUGGUUGGGUCGUUAAUGGGCUGAAGCAGAGGAUUCUGAAGCUGGAGCAGCAGUGCAAGGAGAAGGACACCACCAUCAGCAAACUCCAGACUGAUAUGAAGACCACCAACUUGGAAGAGAUGAGGAUCGCCAUGGAGACAUACUACGAGGAGAUUCAUCGUCUCCAGACUCUCUUGGCAAGUUCUGACACUACAGGAAAGAAGCCUGCAGGGGAGAAGAAGGUGGGCAUUAAGAGGCAGAAGAAGAUGAGCAGCGCUAUCCUGAACUUGUCUCGGAGUGUCCAGGAGCUGACAGAGGAGAACCAGACCCUGAAGGAAGACCUGGACCGUGUGCUGAGCAACUCUCCCACCGUCUCCAAGAUAAAGGGUUACGUGGAGUGGAGCAAGCCCAGGCUGCUGAGGCGCAUUUCGGAGCUGGAAAAGAAAAUCAGUUCAAUGGAGAGUUCAAAAUCAGACGCCUCAGACCUGGCCAAAUCCAAUCCGCUGGCUCGUCCUGCAUCGAGCUCCACAGUGCACAGACAGCCACAAGGGGACCGGGACCCCCAGGAGGACCAGGAGCAUCUCCGAGGGGCCGUGAGAAACCUGAAGGGGGAGCGGAAUGCCCUGCAGAGGCAGCUGCUGGAGAAAGAGCUGGAAGUGAAGCAGCUGCUGCAGACGAAGGCUGACUUGGAGAAGGAGCUAGAAAAUGCAAGGGAAGACAAGAAGGAGAGAAGAGAACGAGAGGAGGCUUUGAGAGAGGAAAUUCAAACACUUAUCAACAAAUUUCAAGAACUGCAAGAAAUUAAGAAAGAAGAGAAAGAUGAUCCCGUGGAAGCUAGUCAUCAGACCCAAGAAGAACUCCGAGCUUCCGCUCCCAGCAGCAGACACUCUGAGCCAGACUGGGAUGCAGACUCGAGUGAGGAGGGGCUCUUGCCUUCCCGCCCCUCCUGCACCAAAGGGAGAAGAGACACUGCGGCCAGGACCCUGCAGGCCCAGUGGAAGGUGUACAAGCACAAGAAAAGAAAAGCUGUUCUGGAUGAGGCGGCUGUAGUGAUUCAGGCAGCUUUCAGGGGACAUCUGGCUCGGGCAAAGCUCUCACCAAGCAAAGCAUGUGACUCAGAACCUUCCAGCAUGCCCAGCCUCCCAAAUCAGAGCUCUCCCACGCCCCGCAUCCCGAGCCCCAUCGCCCAGGCCGAGGGCAGCCCCAGGCAAGAGGAGGCCAUCACUGUCAUCCAGUCCGUCCUCCGGGCACACCUGGCCCGGGCCAGGCACAGUGCUACCAGUAAGGGAACCACCACCACAGCUUGUGCUGAGAGGUCUGCUUCAGCCACACACAAGGAAACCUCCUCUCCACCCUUCCUUGCAGCUCCUCCUGGGAAGGACAACGAGGCCAGCAGUGGGGAGGCUGCGGGGACGAGGAUGGGCCGGGGGAGUCAGCAGCCCCGAGGCCCUGCCCUGGUGAGUGUGGGGGCGAUGGCAGGCAGAGGUCUCGCCUUCCCAAGGGUUACAGGUUAGGGAAGAGGCCAUGACCCCAAGCCUGCCUCAGACCCCAUGGACUGAAUGCCCUUGGGGACCCCUGUCCGUGUUGGG
Propithecus coquereli (Coquerel's sifaka) is the source of this 2148-nucleotide messenger RNA. RefSeq names its product IQ motif containing E (gene IQCE). NCBI's taxonomy places the organism in Eukaryota, Metazoa, Chordata, Mammalia, Primates, Indriidae. The record is from RefSeq and is a predicted model, not a curated record. Bases 154 to 2073 code for a protein of 639 amino acids. Gene Ontology annotation, molecular function: protein binding. The transcript has 21 exons.